UGCGCCAGUGGGGGCUGCUGACCGAGCUGGUGGGCGCCCGGCGGGCCCGCCUGGAGCAGAGCCUGGCCCUGCAGACCAUCUUCCAGGAGAUGGUUUACAUGAUCGACUGGAUGGAGGAGAUGCAGGCCCCGCUGCUGUCGAGGGAGGUGGGGAAGCACCUGCUGGAGGUGGAGGACCUGCUGCAGAAGCACGCCCUGCUGGAGGCCGACGUGGCUGCCCAGAGCGAGCGGGUGCAGGCGCUCAACCAGGCCGCCCUGAAGUUCUGCGAGCUGGCGGGUUACCAGCCCUGCGACCCCCAGAUCAUCCGCAACCGCGUGACCCACGUGCAGACGUGCCUGGAAGAGCUGUGCCAGCGGGCGGCCCAGCGGCGCACGGAGCUGGAGGCCUCCCGCCACCUGUGGGCCUUCUUCCAGGAGCUGGAGGAGGCCGAGGCCUGGGUGCGGGAGAAGGAGCAGAUCCUGGCCUCCAAGCCAUGCGGCAAGGACCUGAGCAGUGUGCUGCAGCUGAGCGGGCAGCACAAGGUGAUGCUGGGGGAGCUGGGCGGGCGCCGGGCCCUGCUGCACCAGGCCAUGAAGAAGGGGGAGCAGCUGGUGGCCACCCAGGGCCCCGGCGCAGCCCGGCUGCAGGAGAAGCUGCGGGAGGUGCGGCAGCGCUGGAAGAAGCUGGAGGAGGUGACGGGGACGCACCAGCAGAAGCUGCAGGAGGCCUUGAGCUUCUACCAGUUCAGCGCCGAGACGGACGACCUGCUGGCCUGGCUGCAGGACACCUACCGCCUGGCCUCCAGCGACGACUUCGGGCACGACGAGUACUCCAGCCAGGCGCUGCUCCGCAAGCACGCCGCCGUGGCGCAGGAGCUGGAGCGGCACCGGGCGCCCGUGCUGGCCCUGCGUGCCCAGCUGGCCCGGCUGGCCCCCCAGCACCACCAGGUGGUGGACGUGCAGAUCCGCAUCGUGGAGGUGGAGCAGCUCUACGGGGAGGUGGCCGAGGUGGCCGUGCUGCGGCACCAGUGGCUGCAGGACGCCCUGGCCGUGUACCGCAUGUUCGGCGAGGUCCGCGCCUGCGAGGGCUGGCUGGACGAGAAGGAGCAGUGGCUCUCCGGGAUGCACGUGCCACAGGAGCUGGAGGACGUAGAAGUGGUGCAACACAGGUUUGAGAGCCUGGACCAGGAGAUGAACAGCGUGAUGGGGCGCAUCCUGGACGUGAAUGAGACCGUGCAGCAGCUGGUGGAGGGUGGCCACCCCAGCGCGUCCGAGGUGCAGUCCUGUCGGGACCACCUGAACGGCAGGUGGAACCGGGUGGUGGAGCUGGUGGAGCAGAGGAAGGACCAUCUCAGCUCCGUCCUGACGAUCCAGAACUACCUCCUGGAGUGCACCGAGAUCAAGGCGCAGAUCCGGGAGAAGCGCCGCGCCGUGGAGGCCAGCCAGUACAGCAGCGGCGACCUGGGUGGCGUCCUGGCCUUGCAGCGCAAGCUCUCCACCAUGGAGGCGGCCCUGGUGGUGCUGGAGCCCAAGCUCCUCGAGCUGCAGCAGGAGGGCGAAGCCUUGGCCACCGCCCACCCGGCCCAGGCGCUGACCGUCCUGUUGCACUUCGAGGAGAUCAGCGAGGAGUGGGAGGCCUUGAAGAGGACCCUGCAGGGCUGCGAGGACUCGCUCUCCGUGGCUAGCCGGCUGCAGCAGUUCAUCCAGGACCUGGACAACUUCCUGACCUGGCUGGUGAAGACUCAGGCGGCCGUGGCCUCGGAAGAGCUGCCCAGCAACCUGGCGGGGGCGGAGCGGCUGCUGAGCCAGCACGCGGCCCUCAAGGAGGAAAUCGACCGCUACGAGGAGGACUACACCAAGAUCCAGGCGGCCAGCGACCUGCUGGCCCUGGAGGAAGCCGACGUGCCCUGCCUCUCGCUCCAGCAGUGGCUGCAGAAGCUGGACGUGGGCUGGAACAAGCUGCUGCAGAUGUGGGAGAGCCGGCGGGAGGCGCUGGUCCAGGCGCACAUCUUCCACCUUUUCCUGAGGGACGUGCAGCAGGCCGAGGCCUGUCUCCGCAACCAGGCGUCCACCCUGGCCCACGCAGAGCUGCCCACCACGAUGGAGGCGGCGGAGAAGGCCAUCAAGAAGCACAAGGAUUUCAUAACCACCAUGGAGCUGAGCGUGCCGAAGACGACGCUGGCCCUGCGGGCCGGGGAGAGCCUGGUGCGCCAGGGCAGCCCGUACAGCGAGCGCGCCCAGGAGGAGAUGGCGGCGCUCAGAGACAAGAGCCACCAGAACUUCCAGCUGGCCCAGGAGUGGAUGCAGCAGCUGAACGAUCACUUGGAUCUGCAGCGUUUCUUGCAGAACUGUCAGGAGGAAGGCCAGCAGCUCCUUGAGGAGAAGCCGGAGCUGGCCGGCUCGGUGAAGAGGCAGCUGGAGGAGAUCCGGCAGUGCUGGGGGGAGCUCGAGAGCACGGCGCAGGCCAGGGCCCAGCACCUCCUGGAGGCCAGCAAGGCGGAGCAGCUGGUGCAGAGCUACGCGGACCUGGACAAGAGGCUGGUGAACAUGGAGGGGCAGCUGCAGGCUGUGGAUGCUGGCACCAGCCUGGCCACCGUCAACAACCAGCUGAAGAAACUCCAGACGAUGGAGUCGCAGAUGGAGGAGUGGUACAAAGAGGCCGGGCAGCUCCAGGCGCAGCUGGCCUCCCUGCCCCUGGAGCCGGCCAGCAAGGAGGCGGUGGACGAGAAGCAGAACGCGGUGGGGACGCGGAUUGUCCGCCUCAUCGAGCCCCUGAAAGAGAGAAGGAGGAUCCUGCUGGCUUCCAAGGAGGUGCAUCAGGUCUGCCGUGACCUGGAGGACGAGAUCAGCUGGGUCCAGGACCGUCUGCCGCUCGCCACCUUGCGAGACCACGGGAGCAAUCUGCAGGCAGUGCAGCACUUCAUCAAGAAGAACCAGAACCUGCGGCGUGAGCUGCAGGUGCACCAGCCCCGGGUGGACGAGGUGCUGGAGCGGGCGGGCGCCCUCGCCUCCAUCAAGAGCCCCGAGGUGGACGGGGUGCGGCUGCUGCUGGAGAAGCUGCGGGAGCUGUGGGGGGCGCUGGGGGAGCAGACGGAGCAGCGCCAGCACCUGCUGGACGCCACCUACCAGGUGGAGCAGUAUUACUUCGACGUGGGCGAGGUGGAGGCCUGGCUCGGCGAGCAGGAGCUGCUGCUGCUGAACGAGGAGAAGGGCAAGGACGAGCAGAGCACCCUGCAGCUGCUGAAGAAGCACCUGGUGCUGGAGCAGAGCAUUGAGAACUACGAGGAGACCAUCGCCCAGCUGUCCCGCCAGUGCCGCGCCCUGCUGGAGCUGGGCCACCCCGACAGCGAACAGAUAAGUAGGCGGCAGUCUCAGGCUGACCGGCUCUACGUGUCUCUGAAGGACCUGGUGGAGGAGCGCAAGGCCGGGCUGGAGCAGCAGUACUGGCUGUACCAGCUCAGUCGCGAGGUGGACGACCUGGAGCACUGGAUCGCCGAGAAGGAGGUGGUGGCCGGGUCGCCGGAGCUGGGCCAGGACUUCGAGCACGUCACGCUACUGCAGGAGAAGUUCACGGCGUUCGCCAGCGAGACGGGCAGCUUGGGGAACGAGCGGCUCUCGGCCGUGAACCAAAUGGUGGACGAGCUGAUCGACUACGGGCACGUGGACGCGGCCACCAUCGCGGAGUGGAAGGACGGGGUGAACGAGGCCUGGGCCGACCUGCUGGAGCUGAUGGAGACGCGGGCCCAGAUGCUGGCUGCCUCCCACGAGCUGCACAAGUUCUUCAGCGACUGCAAGGACCUGCUGGCCCAGAUCGAGGAGAAGAAGCAGCGGCUGCCGGAGGUGGCGGCCCGUGAGUCCCGCAGCUCCGCCGGGGCCCUGCAGCGGGUGCUCAGCUCCUUCGAGCACGACGUGCAGGUGCUGGUGAGCCAGCAGGUGCGGCAGCUGCAGGAGGGGGCGGCCCAGCUGCGCACUGUGUACGCCGGGGAGAACGCCGAUGCCAUCGCCACCAAGGAGCAGGAUGUGCUGCGGGCGUGGAAGGAGCUGCUGGGCUCGUGCGAAGCGUGCCGGCUGCAGAUCACCACCACCACGGACAAGAUGCGCUUCACCAGCAUGGUGCGCGACCUCAUCUCCUGGAUGGAUGGCGUCAGCUGCCAGAUUGGUACUGGCGAGAAGCCCAGGGAUGUGUCCUCGGUGGAGGUGCUGAUGAACUAUCACCAGGGUCUGAAGAGCGAGAUCGAAGCCCGAAGCCAGAGCAUCGCGGCCUGUGUGGAGCUGGGCAAGACCCUAGUGCUCAACAGAAGCCCCGUGGCCGAGGAGAUCAAGGGCCACAUGGAGAGGCUAAUGACCAAGAAGAAGGAGCUGACUGACAAGUGGGACAAGCACUGGGAGUGGCUGCAGCAAAUGCUGGAAGUGCACCAGUUCGCGCAGGAGGCCGUGGUGGCUGACGCCUGGCUCACGGCCCAGGAGCCCCUGCUGAAGAGCCGACAGCUCGGCAGCAGCGUGGACGAGGUGGAGCAGCUGAUCCGGCGCCACGAGGCCUUUCGCAAGGCGGCCUCCACCUGGGAGGAGAGAUUCAGCUCCCUGCGCCGCCUCACCACGCUAGAGAAGCUGAAGGCCGAGCAGAGCAAGCAGCCGGCCACACCACUCCUGGGACGCAAAUUCUUGGGGGAGCCCAGCGAGCCGGGCCUCAAGGGCCCCUCGCUGCUGCGCCAGGCCGAGGCAAAGCUGGAGCGGCAGGACCUGCUGCGGGGCCGGCCCCAGGCUCCGGCCCUCCCCAGCGGGGGGCCAGGGGAGCCCGCGGAGGCGCUGGAGCUCAGGGUGGCCUACGUGCGGCAGGAGAUGAAGCCGGAGCGGCUGCAGCCCCGGCUCGACCGCGUGCAGGAGGGCCUGGCUGUCGGCGCCGAGAGGCUGAGGGAGGCGAAGGCGGCAGCUGAGGAGAGGUUGGAGGCCAAGCCAAGCCAGCACCUGCAAGUGCCCGUGGCAGGCACGGUGCUGGCGGAGCCGGCCCAGGUCAGCCAUGCUGAGACGCAACCGGAGCAGCCGCGGGAGCAGCGUCCGGAGCCCAGCGAGCAGGAGACGCUGCGCCACGAGCAGGCAGAGAGGCGCCGGGAGCGGCACGAGCGGCGCCUGGAGCGGCAGGGGUCCAGCGAGCAGGAGACGCCCCGGCACGAGCUGGCGGAGAGACGCCGGGAGCGGCACGAGCGGCGCCUGGAGCGGCAGGAGUCCAGCGAGCAGGAGACGCCCCGGCACGAGCCCAAAGGGGGCGGCAAGACCACGCUGGCCGAGAUUGUGGAGCAGCUGCAGGAGAAGGAGUCGGCCGCGCAGGUGCCGGCCCCGCCCCGCGACUCCCCCGCCCGCCUGCCCAACGGCAUCGACCUGCUGCCCGAGAGGACGCCGCGCCCGGACCGGCCCCGGGCCCGCGACAGGCCCAAGCCCAGGAGGAGGCCGCGGCCCAGGGACCCCAGCCAGCCCCCAGGGGAGAGCCGCAGGUCCCGCUCGGCGCCGGCCCAGAGCAGCGCCCCGCCCCCUCCGCCCCCCACCUACACCGUCCAGCUGGAGGGCUUCCUCUUACGCAAGCACGAACUGGAGGGGCCCAACAAGAAAGCCUCCAACAGGUCCUGGGUAAACCUGUACUGUGUCCUGAGCAAAGGGGACCUGGGCUUCUAUAAGGAUGCCAAGGGGCAGGCGUCGGGCAGCACCCACGGUGGGGAGCCGCUGGUCCCCCUGCACCAGGCCACUAGCCAGGUGGCCAGUGACUACAAGAAGAAGAAGAACGUCUUCAAGCUCAAGACCGGUGACGGGAACGAGUUCCUGCUGCAAGCCAAGGACGAGGAGGAGAUGAAGAACUGGCUCCAGGCGCUGGCUGCCUCCACCGAGGAGCAUGCCGAGAUCGCCCGCUGGAGCCAGGCGCUGCUCACCACUUCCUCCACCGACGAGGGCAACCCGCGGCGGGAGAGCGACCGGCGGGCCAGCACCUCCGGCAGGAAGAAGUGAGGCGGGCGGGGCAGAGUGCCGGGGCUGAGAGCAGAGCCACGCCGCCCCACCAUCUGCAGCCUCCCUCCGCGCCACGCACCGAGCCAGCCCCUCCGUCUGCGCCCGUCCCGGACAGUCCCUGGACAUGGGUGCCCCCGCACACCCGCUGCAGGAAUCUGCGCCCGGGGAGAGGAGAGCCCCGAAACACACUCUGUUUGCAUUCGGUGCCCGGGGGAGCCCAGCCCGUGUCAGCGGGAGCCGC
This is a messenger RNA of Trachemys scripta elegans, 6213 nucleotides long. RefSeq names its product spectrin beta, non-erythrocytic 4 (gene SPTBN4). Gene Ontology annotation, biological process: actin cytoskeleton organization. The record is from RefSeq and is a predicted model, not a curated record. Gene Ontology annotation, molecular function: actin filament binding; phospholipid binding. Lineage: Eukaryota; Metazoa; Chordata; Testudines; Emydidae. Gene Ontology annotation, cellular component: plasma membrane; cell junction; cell projection.